This is a messenger RNA of Raphanus sativus (radish), 1015 nucleotides long. Its product is annotated as dirigent protein 16-like. The transcript has a single exon. Lineage: Eukaryota; Viridiplantae; Streptophyta; Magnoliopsida; Brassicales; Brassicaceae. The record is from RefSeq and is a predicted model, not a curated record. The coding region runs from base 184 to 921 and encodes 245 amino acids.
UUAAAACUAUAAAGAACUCAAUUCAACAACUACACUAACUCAUAAAAUACAACAACUACACAAUCACCACCUCUCUAUUUAAACACAGCAUCGCACACACAUCUCACAUAUUCAUCAAACAAAUUAAUCAGUUAAAAAUCUUCUUGCAGCAACACAAAGAAAAACAGAGAAAUAUCAUUCUCCAUGAUGAUGAUUAAGCAAUCACCGUUCUUGCUUUUGACAGCAAUCUUCUUGUUCACACUUGCUGUUUUUGCAGCAGCAAUUGAACUUCCACCUGAAGACCCCAUUUUCGAGCUCUACAUGCACGAUAUACUUGGAGGAAGCAGCCCCACGGCGAGGCCCAUCACAGGUUUGCUCGGCAACAUUUACAACGGCCAAGUUCCUUUUGCUAAGCAGAUUGGUUUCACUCCUCCCCAAAACGGUAUUGCCAUACCCAAUGCAAACGGCGCCCUCCCGACCGUUAACGGUAUCAACGGUGUGCCUCUCGGGACAGGCUUGUCCGGGACAGCUUACUCUGGUCAGAACCUGAACGGGAUUCAGACUCAGCUGGGUCCUGAUGGUCUGAGUCUCGGGUUCGGCACUAUCACCGUCAUCGACGACAUACUCACAUCUGGUCCUGACUUGGGUUCGCAGCCGCUUGGUAAGGCUCAAGGAGUUUACGUUGCGAGUUCUGGAGAUGGAAGCACGCAGAUGAUGGCUUUCACAGCUAUGCUUGAAGGUGGAGAGUACAACGACAACCUCAACUUCUAUGGUAUUUACAGGAUCGGAAGCGCCAUGUCGCAUCUGUCAGUGACUGGAGGAACAGGUAGGUUCAAGAACGCUUGUGGCUUUGCAGAGGUCAGGCCUUUGAUUCCGUCUGGUCAGCAUCAAGUGGAUGGUGCAGAGUCUUUGCUGAGGAUCAUUGUCCAUCUAAAGUACUAAGAGAUGUGUUUAUUAUGUGUGAAAGUUAUUUUUGUUUGUUUGUUAUGUGUAACACUUAUUGAUUGAAAGCAAAUCACAAAAUCUUUGUUGUACA